Molecule: messenger RNA, 2561 nt
Organism: Dermatophagoides farinae (American house dust mite)
Lineage: Eukaryota; Metazoa; Arthropoda; Arachnida; Sarcoptiformes; Pyroglyphidae
Gene: Ubqn
Product: ubiquilin
Biological process (GO): ubiquitin-dependent protein catabolic process
Cellular component (GO): cytosol
Molecular function (GO): polyubiquitin modification-dependent protein binding
Source: RefSeq, a predicted model, not a curated record
UUUUAAAACAUCAAUAACUUUUUUUUUGUCCAGUGUGUGUUUGUGUGUGUAUUUGUGUUUUUGAUAUUGGUAGUUUGACGAUUUCAAACAAAUAGAAAAACCUUGAUAUUGAUAUUCGAAUUCCAUAUUUAUCCAUUGAAAAAUAUUUUACCACGAUAUUUUCCCUGAUUCAAAGAAUAAAGUCAAAUCCAUAACAUCGAAUAAAAAAAAGUGUAUAUAAAUCAAUCAUUGAUUAAAUUAUUCGCAAGAAUUCAUUUUUUAUUGUGAUUAUCUCACUGUGUGUGUGUGUUUGUGUGUCUACUUUUUCGAAUUCCAUAAUAAUGUCGGAUGAUAAUCCAACAACGCCGACAAAAUCGUCGGAAGAAUCACCAAAUGCUGGUGAAAAUAGCCAAUCAUCAUCAUCACCUUCAUCAUCCAAAUCGAAAGAGAUGAUUAAUAUAAUUGUAAAAACAUCAAAAGAACGGGAACAAUUUCAUUUGGCCAAUGAUGCUAAUGUAAAGGAUUUACGUCAAAUGGUAUCCGAACGUUAUAAAGUUGAACCACAUAAAGUAUGUCUAAUAUUUUCCGGUAAAAUUCUUAAAGAUGGAGAUACAUUAGAAAAUCAUAAAAUGAAAGAUGGUUACAUUGUUCAUUUGGUCAUACGAGAUGUCACAAAAACGUCUACUAGUUCGAGUGGUACAUCAUCCACUUCGAAUACAACAUCAUCGUCAUCAUCGACGACUGGAUCAACUUCACGACCAACAACAGAAUCAACAACAACAAAUCCAGAUGCGGCAGCAUCGAUGGCCUCAAUGUUAAAUAUGUUUUUUGGUGGUACACCCGGAGCAAACAAUAAUAAUGUUGGUGGUGCUGGUACACUACCAUCUGCUAUGGCCAUGGGUACCGGUGCAGCUGGUGGUGGUGCUAACUCAUUCGAUUUGAAUCAACAAAUGAUGCAACAAAUGAAUAAUCCUGAAUUAAUGCGUCAAGUAAUGGAAUCACCAUUUGUACAAAAUCUUUAUUCAAAUCCGGAUAUAUUUCGUUCAAUCAUUGCGGCUAAUCCACAGAUUCAACAAUUGAUUGAACGUAAUCCUGAGCUUAAUCAUGUACUAUCGAAUCCGGAAGUAUUACGGCAAACAUUCGAUAUGAUGCGUAAUCCGGCUGCAUUUCAAGAAAUGAUGCGAUCACAUGAUCGUGCUAUGUCCAAUUUGGAAAGCUUACCUGGUGGUUAUAAUGCCUUACGGCGAAUGUAUACAGAAUUACAGGAGCCAAUGUUGAACGCUGCUCAAGAACAAUUUGGUGUCAAUCCUUUUGCAUCGACCAAUUCGACAUCAGCAUCAAUGUCGUCGUCGUCUUCAUCGUCAUCAUCAUCGACGAAUACGACUAAUACAACACCAAGUAAUACAGAGAAUCGUGAACCAUUGCCUAAUCCAUGGCAACGAUCGAAUCCUUCAUCAACCACGAGACCUGCUACUGGCGUUGGUGGCGGUGGUGGUGGUGUUGGUGGUGGUGGUGGUGGAUCGCCCUUCAAUUUGCUCGCAUCGAAUUCAAUGCAACAGAUGAUGCAACAAAUGAAUGAGAAUCCACUUUUACAAUCAAUAUUGAAUAGCCCAAUGAUGCAGAAUAUGAUGCAGAGCAUGAUGAACAAUCCACAGAUGGCUGAACAACUUCUUCAGAAUAAUCCAUUUAUGCCGGCCGCAACAACAACACCAACAACAGGCGCAAACAAUACAGCAGGAACGGCUACCAAUACAGCCAAUCUUCAGGCUACAUUGAAUAGUGUAUCACAUAAUAUGCAGAAUCCUUUGUUUCAACGAAUAAUAACCGAUCCACAAGCUAUGCAGGCAUUUAUACAAAUUCAACGAGGUUAUGAACAAUUGGAACGAAUUCUUGGAGUACCAGUUUCAAAUAUUACUGAAUUGUUAAUCCCGAACAUUUCAUCAUCAAAUAAUAGUUCUACGACAACAGCAUCAGCAACAACAACAACAACCACAACAGCAUCUGCUAAUCAAAAUCCGUCAUCGACUAAUACAACCGCUGCUGCUGCUGCUACAGCUCCAACAACAACAACAAAUACUGCAACCGCUACCGGAAAUCCAUCAAUUCCCAAUGCUAAUAUGUUGGCACAAAUGAUGCAACAUAUGUUAAAUGUACCGACACCAUCCGCUGAAAAUCGUUAUGAACAACAAUUAUCACAAUUAGAAGCAAUGGGUUUCACUAAUCGUCAGGCAAAUAUACGUGCAUUGAUUGAAACAUUCGGUAAUGUUGAAGCGGCUAUCGAUAGGCUUCUAUCUAGAAUGUAAACUAUGAUUUAUCCAAAUAUCACACACACACACACACACAUACACACAAGUUUCUAAAACACAUUCAGUCAAGCUAAAAAAAAAAUUCAAUAGUGGAAUUGAUUCGUUUUUUUUCGAUUUAAAAAAAAAAUGUUAUGAAAUUAUAUAUGGUACACAAAUAUACUCCAUAAUACACAAAGACACAAUAUACUAGAAUAAUUAUUUUAUUUAAAAAAAUGUUGCUCUUAUCUACUACUACAACAACUACUAUGAAGAUAAAAAAAAAGAAUUUGAUUUUUU